Coccidioides posadasii C735 delta SOWgp is the source of this 1354-nucleotide messenger RNA. RefSeq lists its product as uncharacterized. The record is from RefSeq and is a predicted model, not a curated record. NCBI's taxonomy places the organism in Eukaryota, Fungi, Ascomycota, Eurotiomycetes, Onygenales, Onygenaceae.
AUGUCUGCUCACCAUGAGCAUCGAGCAUCUCUUGAACAAGUCCUUGACUUUUCUCCACUCCCGCCGUCCCUGAACACUGAUGAAGUGGCACGGGCUAGAGGCGUCUUCAAGAAGCUCAUAAGCCACUGCGAGCCAGUACAAAGGAGCAAGCCAUAUAAGAGGGUGACCCUAGCUCGCUCAACAUAUGAACAUGUCCAGUCACAGGAGAUCUUUUUACAUCAGUUUUUCGUCUUCCUUGAUGCCCAAGAACACCCCAGUGAACCAGACUUUGAACGGGGAAUAUCUCGAUUUUCCGGCUUUGAUCCUGCUGCUUCCGUCUCUGAGAAGAUAGAGGCAGAAAAAGCUGUCAACUCAUUUGCAGAAUACCUAUUCAACAACUUCUUUUUACCGUUGAAAGCAUCAGGGAAUAAAACAUCGCAACCAACCCCAGCAGCGUUAACAUCUUCAGUCGAAAAUGUGGUUGGAACUCUUGGAAGAUUAUCGGUUCUCCGCCGCGAUUGUUUGAUUCGUGAUCACCAUCGAUGUGUUGUUACGCGCAUGUUUGAUAUCCGAGAAGCCGAAAGAAGAUUCGACAAGGACGGGACAAACGCGGAGGACGACGAUGGUUCUACGUUGAUUUACGCUCCUGGACAAUUCGAAUAUCUUGAAGUCGCACACAUAAUUCCUCAUUCAAUCAUGUCAUCAAUGUCAACAGGAAGUUCAGCAGAGUUGAACCAGUCCAAGAAGAAUGCUCUUGCAAUACUGCGCAUGUUUGACCCAAGUGCGAUUCAUUUGAUUGAGGGCUCUGAUAUUGACCAUUCGACAAAUGCUAUUUCUCUAACGCUUGGCCUCCACCAGUUUUUUGGCGACUUUAAGUUUUAUUUUGAAGAGAUGGAUCCCACUACCUAUCCCCAGCACACCUACAGAAUAGAUUCCAAGAAAACAAACCCAUUCGCUCGUCCAGAGGGCCUUCCAGUCACAAGGACCUUGUUUCUUUCGCCUCACCAUACCAUUGACCCACCGUCCCGGAAAUUGCUGGCCAUCCACCGAGCAAUUUGUGUUAUUCUUCAUCUCAGUGGUGCUGGUGAAUAUAUCGAUCGAAUCAUGCGUGACAUGGAGGAGGUCCAUGUGAGAAGUGAUGGCUCUACAGAGCUUGGCCGCAUUGUCUCCCUAAAGUUGGGCAGUUGGCUUGGUGGAGUCUCAGCAUAAUAUCCAUUUCCCUUUUGCAGCGGGCGUGUACAGAGUAUGGCGUGGAGAUCCUCUGUUAAUGUACUCCGUACCCCGUACUCUGUAGGCGAUCCGGUUAUAGUUAAUCACUGUCAGUUGAAGUAUAGUUAUUAGAACAGUAUAUUUAUUAAUCAUACGAUCUUUCCGG